UCAUAGCUCACCGAGAACGUUGUUGGCCUCCUCUCCUCUCCUCUCCUCCCCCUUUGAGUUUCUCGAGAGGCCUUUUUACUUACUUACUUACUGUCAGCCGCCGUCGCCUGAUUCCAUCAUCGAAGGCGACGGGAGCAGUUAGGGUUUAUCUACCUACCUAGAGCCCGUAUUCGCCGAUCUUCCAAUUUCUGCUUUUUUUCUUUAUACUCGAAAGAUGGGAAGCAGUCCAGCUCCGUUUCCCGAUAUUGGCAAGAAAGCCAAAGAUCUUCUAAACAAGGAUUACAUCUUCGACCAGAAGUUUACUCUGACAAUGCUGAGUGCCACUGGAACGGAAUUUGUGGCGACAGGUUUGCAGAAGGAUGAUUUAUUUCUUGGCGACAUAAGCACACAAUAUAAAGGUCAAAACACCAUUGUUGAUGUCAAAAUCGACAGCCACUCAAGUGUGUCGACGAAAGUAACUGUCAAAAAUCUCAUGCCGUCUGCUAAAGCUGUUAUCAGCUUCAAAAUACCUGAUCACAAGUCUGGCAAGCUGGAUGUGCAAUAUGUUCAUCCUCAUGCUACCCUCAAUUCCAGCAUUGGCCUCAACCCAACUCCUCUGCUCGAUCUGUCAGCAACUAUCGGAAGCCAGACUGUUAGCCUCGGUGGUGAAGUUGGUUUCGACACAGCUUCCUCUUCGCUAACCAAGUACAACGCCGGAAUCAGUUUCAACAAGCCAGACUUCUCUGCUGCUCUCAUGCUGGAGGAUAAAGGGGAGAGUCUAAGAGCCACUUACGUACACACGGUGAAUCCAACCACAUCCGUUGCUGCAGAACUGAUCCGUCGCUUCUCGAAUCAUGCCAACAGUUUCACCAUCGGAAGCUCUUACUCUGUCGAUCCUUUAACAACGGUGAAGACAAGACUCUCUAACAAUGGGAAAGCAGGGAUGGUGGUACAAAGGGAAUGGAGAUCCAAGUCGCUUAUCACUCUCUCAGCUGAGUAUGACUCCAAGGCUGUGAACUCUUCACCCAGGGUUGGUCUCGCUCUCGCCCUCAAACCAUAAAAGAAGCAAAGUGUUCUCUCGGUUUGGAAUACAAUUUUUUUUCAACAUGCCCAAAGGAAUGUAUUUUGGGUUUAUUAAAUCACUUUUUGCACUAAUCUUUUGUUUUCAUUGUGUGAUGUGAAAGAAAAGGGAGUGAUAAGAAAAAAAAACCCCCAUUUUUGGAAAAGAGAGUUGUUUUCUUUUUGUUUCUUUAGACUUUUGUUUCAAGUUGAUCGUUUUGUAGAGAUGCAAACAGUAGGCCUAUAUAGUCCAUCAGGAUGGACUGACAUAUGCAGGCUGAUAUUAUCAUUCAAUCAAUAAAAGAUUUUGGUUAAGACUAA
Raphanus sativus (radish) is the source of this 1359-nucleotide messenger RNA. RefSeq names its product mitochondrial outer membrane protein porin 4. Bases 215 to 1039 code for a protein of 274 amino acids. Lineage: Eukaryota; Viridiplantae; Streptophyta; Magnoliopsida; Brassicales; Brassicaceae. Gene Ontology annotation, molecular function: voltage-gated monoatomic anion channel activity. The record is from RefSeq and is a predicted model, not a curated record. The transcript has 7 exons. Gene Ontology annotation, biological process: monoatomic anion transmembrane transport. Gene Ontology annotation, cellular component: mitochondrial outer membrane.